This is a messenger RNA of Closterium sp. NIES-67, 2916 nucleotides long. The record is from the annotation of a GenBank genome assembly. Lineage: Eukaryota; Viridiplantae; Streptophyta; Zygnematophyceae; Desmidiales; Closteriaceae.
AACGAAAGCCUCAGGCGGCUAUCAUUUGCUUGGAACUUGCAAACUUGGUUUAUGGCUGCGCUCUCCGUGAUCCCAUCGCCCACUCGCCCUCGCUCUAUCCGUCUACCUCGUUUCGUCUCUCCAUUCGGCCCAGAGCCACGGCCGUCGUGUGCUUCGUUUCCAACGGCGACCCCCCCAGUACCAUUCUCCGCAUUCCGAUCACGACGCUCGCUGCUGGUUACCACGUUGGCGAACACGCGUGUCGCGCCGUCACGAACUGCUCUCGCGAGCGGCCAUUCUGCCUCGCGGCCGGCUUCCAGCGCCGCUUUCCGAACGGCUCCACCGUACCGUGGUCUCAACAUUCCCCCAACCCCCUCCUUCGGGAGCUCCCUCACUCCCGACUCUACUCUGUCCCGAGCUUUCCCUUCAUCGUUCGUCCCGUCACGCCCUAUCGUCUCCUGGAGCCUCCGCGUGCCGCCCUUGGUCCGUCCUAGCGCCCAUCCUGCGCCAUUCCCCUCAUCCUGCUUUGUCUUCCCCUUCCCUCCUCCUCCCCCGGCCUGCGUGUCCGCCUUUCCGCCUCAUUCCCCCCACUACAUGCCCCCCUUCCCCCUGCCCGUAUGGCAAUCCGUGCGCCACAGAGGAAAGCGGGGAGGGCGGAAUGGGGCGACGGGGGAAAACGGUGGGAAUGUGGGGAGCACGGGGAAUGAGGAGAUAUUGGGGGCGGAGGUGAAGGUGAAGGGUGCGAAGAGGGAGGCGUUGGAUGAACAGGGGAGCCGAUUGUUGGUUUUAUCAGGAGAAUCUAGUAAUUCAGUCAAAGGAGAGGAGGGAGGAGAUGCGGAUCAGCGCCAGAUUGACAUUUCUCUUUAUGUUUCUCCUCCACUUCCACCUGCUGCUGCCGCUGCUGCUGCUGCUGCUGUCACUGCUCCUGCUUCGGCCUUUCCUCAUGCUGGUGAUAACGCAACCUUGAGCCUUGCCGAUGCUUCCACGGACGGCAUUGCCGGUGCUGACGUGGCUAUGAACAGUAGCAAUGUUCAGAGAACCAGGGGAAGAGGAAGAGGCAGAAGCAGAGGCAGUGGAGGUAAUGAGAGCAGUGGAGGUGAGGGGGAUCUGACCCGGCACUACAGGCAGGUGAAGAAGCGGCGAGGAGGGGGAGGUGUGGACGGGGAUGGAGGGGUGCCAGGCGACGGUGGAAGAGGUAAAGGGAAGCAAAGUGCAGCGCCACCUGCGUCAGAAGAACUAGUACAUGCACCUGCUGCUGCUGCUGUACCUGCUGCUGCUGCUGCACCUGCUGCUGCUGCUGCACCUGCUGCUGCUGCUGCACCUGCUGCUGCUGCUGCAACUGCUGCUGCUGCUGCACCUGCUCCUGCUGCUGUACCUGCUGCUGCUGCUGCACCUGCUGCUGCCGCUGCUGCUGCUGGGGGUUGUGCAGAAACGGAAUCGGAUCGUCGCAAGUGGCGGUGGCGGCAGCUGGGAGUGGGGGAGGGCGAGCUAGACCUGCACCUCACCUUCGCCACCGGACAGACGUUCAGGUGGGUGGAAACAGGCCCAGGGGAGUUUUCAGGUGUCGUGGCCAAUCGCCUGGUCACCCUGCGGCAGUCAGUGCCCCUGGGCCCUGUCUCGGUGUGCGUCCAUCCUCCUGCCAUGACGGCGAAAGAGGAGCGAGAGGAUGAGGGUGAAGGGGACGGGUGUCGUGGUGAUGCGGCGGUGAUGGAUGCUGCCGGUGCGUUGUCCACGGCACAAGGGCGGGUGAGGGAGCAGGAACAAGGCGAGUGCCAGGCAGAGGGGCGAGCAGAGGAAGAGCGGGAAACAGCCGUUCUGAGAACAAUGCCUGACAAUGGCACCGAUGCUGCUGCUGCCCCUGCUGCUGCUGCUGCUGCUGCUGCUACUGCUACUGCUGCUGCUCAUGCAAGUGGGGAGGGGGGUUCUGGAGCAGCAGAGGCAGCAGUGAUGGCUGCCGUGGAAGAUCUGUUGAACCUCCACGUGAACACACUCGACCUGUACCGCGAGUUUGCAGAGUGUGACGCGCACUUUGCAUCCCUCCUCCCCAUGAUCACGGGCUACCGAAUCCUCCGACAGGAUCCAGUGGAGUGUCUCUUUCAGUUCAUCUGUUCCUCCAACAACCACAUCUCCAGAAUAUCAUCCAUGGUGGAGGUGCUAUCCCAGCAGGGACCCCUUGUAGCCCACAUUAACGGCCAGCCCUUUCACGCCUUCCCCUCGCUUUUGCGCCUCACCGGACUAACGGAGGAAUAUUUGAGGGCCAAUGGGUUCGGCUACCGGGCUGCCUUCAUCGUGCAGACUGCAUCUCAGCUUCACCAAAUGCAAGCCACCAGCGGCAUCACUGGCAGUGACUGGCUGCAGGCGAUGCGGCAGCAGGGCUGGCAGGAGGCGGAGCGGCAGCUGUGCGAGCUGCCAGGCGUGGGGCCCAAGGUGGCGGCGUGCGUGGCGCUGCUGUCGCUGGACCAGCACGCUGCCGUGCCCGUCGACACACACGUGUGGCAGCUCGCUCAGAGACACUACGCCAGCAGCAUCAAGGGCAAGACCCUGACCGCCCGAGUGCGCGUGCAGCUCACCCAAGCAUUCGAGCAGGUGUUCGGGCCCAUGUGCGGGUGGGCCGUCAAUGCCAUGUUCGCCUCUGAGCUCCCCUCCGUCAAGGCACGCUUCUCCUCACGCAACCCAGCCGCCUCGUAGCGCACUGUAUUGGUUGAGGUGGCUCUUCAGGUGCUUGAUAGACUUCUCAUCAAACAGUGGUACUGUAUGUGGCCCCAUGUGCGGGUGGGCUGUGAAAUUGCGACCACCAUGUUUGCCUCUGAGCUGCCCUCCAACUAGUCAUGCUUCGCAGCAAGCGAUGUUACGACCUAACCGGAAAACAAGCACUCCUCUGAGUGUACUGCCUAGUCAAAUGUCUCCAAAUAUGUACCAAGUGGCUUGUAUGGUGAU